Messenger RNA from Penicillium verhagenii, 984 nucleotides. RefSeq lists its product as uncharacterized. Gene Ontology annotation, cellular component: Golgi apparatus. Lineage: Eukaryota; Fungi; Ascomycota; Eurotiomycetes; Eurotiales; Aspergillaceae. Bases 1 to 984 code for a protein of 327 amino acids. The record is from RefSeq and is a predicted model, not a curated record. The transcript has 3 exons.
AUGGACCCUGAAACUGUGCAAUUUGCUUCAAUUUUCCCACCACAUUCACUAACGACAUAUAGCUAUAUCUUCGCCAAUUUCCAGAUCCAGGAAGUGGAAAACGACAGUCCUUCGUCCAGAACCAUUCCGACUUUCCUCGCCCUGUAUAGUUUCGGCUUCCUCUACGAGCUAGUAUUGGUUUAUGAUGCAUUGCGACAAAAGAACACCAUCCAGAUUAUCGGUCUUUGCAUGUGCAAUGUUGGCUUGUUGAUUUAUGGCGCCGUACAGGUGCAGCAAAUCCGAAAUGCUGUCAACAUUUUGCAUGAAAACAGCAAAAUCAGUGCUGUUGUUUGGUCGGAAUCGGAGCCAUUCCUUAUUAUCAUUCCAUGCAUUGUGGCUCUUGGAACUGUUUUGAUGACUUUUGUGGCGUGGCAAUUGUAUGACGAAUUCGCCUGGACGAUUUACAAACACAUCAGUGCGGAUCUGCGCAUGAAACGCCGUUAUCUGACUUAUCAGAUCUAUAUCGCUCUGCUGAAGUUUGAUUUCUUUUUCUUCCUCGGUUUCACUGUCCAGUUCCUGGUCGUUGUCUCGUCCUCCAGCCAUAACGCCGAAUUCUACCUUACCAUCGUCGCCGUUCCCGUGACUAUCAUUAUUCUUGCCUUCGGUGCUUGGUUUGUUCGUCGAGAAUCGACUAGCGGUAUGAUCGUGAUCAUCCUGCUAUUUUUUGCCGCCAUGGCCUACUUUGUCUUCAAGCUUUUCCGCAUGUAUGCUCUAGCGACCUUCACCGACUAUCUCCCAGCUCGUCCUUCAAUGACGUUCUUUGCUGUGAUCACGCUCAUCCUGAUUGUGAUUACUAUCAUCAACGCUUGUAUGUGUGUGAACAACUUCCAUCGAGGCUUGAAACCACAUAUCAGCAAGAAGAAAGUCAAGCCCGAGGAGAAGACCACUGAACUUUCCGCCAACCUUGCGAGUGUUGCGGUUCCAUCUCGAAUGAUGAUCGAUUGA